Drosophila ficusphila is the source of this 734-nucleotide messenger RNA. RefSeq names its product COMM domain-containing protein 5 (gene LSm-4). Bases 40 to 654 code for a protein of 204 amino acids. The transcript has 3 exons. Gene Ontology annotation, cellular component: nucleus. NCBI's taxonomy places the organism in Eukaryota, Metazoa, Arthropoda, Insecta, Diptera, Drosophilidae. The record is from RefSeq and is a predicted model, not a curated record.
CUCUCUAGUUUGUUUAUGUUUGUGCAAUGAAUUUACAGCAUGUCUUCGUUUAGAUAUAAUCUAUUGAGGAGUGUAAAACCAUACACUCCUUUUACUCCUCAGUUGACCAAAUCUAUGUUACGAGUCCUUAUUCAAGUAUCUGUGCAUUUUAUUGAAACAAAAAAGUCAUCUUCUGAAGUACUUUCGCUGGCACUAAACAAACUUACAAAUGCUGGUCACAAAAUUCCACCAAACUUUUGUGAACUUUUUACUAUGGUAUUUCUGAUGAUGCAAACCUUUCUAAGGUAUCCCAAGGGCGUUGUAAAACACCAUGAGCUUCGAAAGUGUUUAAUAGACGACUUAAAUUUUUCAGAAGAGUUCGUUGAUGAUAUUUGCAAAGUUUUAUUAAACCAUCGAGAUGUUCUUAGCAAAAACUUUUCUGAAACUAAAAUGGACCGCGUAAAAAUGUCAAAAUUGCAAUGGAGAAUAAAUAUUUCAUUAUCUCUUAAUACUGUGCAAAUCGAUAAGCCGACUAUAGUCCUCCACUUUAAACUCCAGAAUAGAGAAUUUCGAACUUUAGAAUUACCGCUAUCUAUGUUCCAACAAGUGCGGUAUAAUAUUGCCCUGCUACUCAACGAGUUACAAUCGUUGCAAAGCCGAGCUGCUUUAAAAUAACUCAAAUUAAAUGUACGCAUUAGUUUAAUUAUUUAGCUUGUUCGUACCCAAUUAAUAUAAAUAAAUAAAUAAUAUUAAUA